AUGUCUGAUGACGUUUAUGAAAGUAGUCAAGAGGAUGAGUUAAGCAAGAAGAACAGGCUAGAGAGUUUUCUAGAAAACGAAAGUCAACGUGACAACGACUCUUUGUCGUUAUCUCUUCGCACUGAGGCUGUGGAAAGUUUUUUGUGUACAUCUCCUUCUGGAGUUAUUCCGCAUAUUACAAGUUCUGAAUUGGCCAGAAACAUUCAGCCGGAAAAUUUUACUGCGGAUGAGUUAGAGGAAGCUCAAAUAACUAUCGAAGAGGACGAGUUCUUUUUUGACGUUCCACGGGACAAAGUUAAUGCUUCGUCAAUCCUUUCCGGUUUGUUAGAGGAUCACAGUGGAGUAAAAGAUGACCGUAGUUGGGAGUCCACAUUGCCGGGUCCCUCAAAUUCUAAUCAGUAUCCUAAUGCCGUUGAAGGGGCCCAGGCGCUACUCGGUAUGAAUCAGACAGUUGCCACUUCUGGAGUAGAGUUUCAAGGAGCAUAUAAUUUUGACGUCACUGUAGAAUCUGCAAAAAGAAAGAAAACAGGUGAUUAUGUGUACAAUGAGAGCGAAAGAUGUUUGUUUACAAAACCGUUUAUUGACGUUCCUUUCAAAGUUUCGUGCUCGGCUUAUCCCCCUGCAGACAGCAUAAUACGUGUAUGUGCGUUCUAUGCGGAAGGGAAUCAUGCCUCACAACCUGUAAGAAGAUGUCCGAACCAUUUGGGAUCUGACGAAGGUGCUACUCGUGAGCACUUUAUUGUGGCGAAAUCCUCUUCAGUAACAUAUGUGGAAGCUAGGUGGGUAGGAGAUAGACCACAUUUAACUGUCCCUUAUCCCAAGCCAGACGAGCCUCCAUUUAUUCCUCUCCAGUUUAAAUGUUUUUCUUCCUGUCCUGGUGGUAUUGGUCGCCGUUCUGUUUAUGUGGAUUUCUCUCUUGAAAAUAAUGGUGGACUUUUGGGCAAGAAAAAGGUAACACUAAAAGUUUGUGCAUGUCCAAGCCGGGACGCUGCUGUUGACGGUUUUGAACCUCCUCCCAAAAGGAAACGAACGAUUACGUUGCCGAGAAAGAUGGAGGUAAUUACAAAAAGUGCCGCAGCGUCCAAGAGUGAAUUCACAGAGGACGACGAGACUAUUUAUGAAGUCCAGAUACGUGGUCGUCACCUUUACAAAUUGGUUUGCUCUAUUGUUUACAAUUAUGAACUAAGCCGUCGAUAUUUGAAAGAGAAGGAGGAUGGAGGAGUUGAAGUUCGUCAUCUUAGAAGUCGUUCUCGUACACUUUCCGCCAACACCUCGGUUGCCUCGUGGUUAGCUGGAUUAAAUUGUCCUCAAUAUGAGAAAUUGUUCCACUCGCGUUCACUGUGUGUGUUGGGUGAUUUGGAAGGCGUUAUUAAUAAGAAGUUUCUAAAGUCACUUGGAGUCGCAGAAUCGGACAUCACUGUUUUACUAAACUCCUAUUUGUCGUGGUUUGAUGUUUACAACGCUCAACGUCUUAGCAGUCUAUCAUCUGUGGGCUCAAGUUUCCGCGUACAGCGAACUCGUCUAUUGUCGAAGGUUUAUGAACAUUUUUAG
Enterobius vermicularis (human pinworm) is the source of this 1551-nucleotide messenger RNA. The record is from the annotation of a GenBank genome assembly. NCBI's taxonomy places the organism in Eukaryota, Metazoa, Nematoda, Chromadorea, Rhabditida, Oxyuridae.